CGGCACCCCGCACACUACUAGUAGUCACGCAUGUGUUUAUGUAGCCCAUGCACGGCGACCCCACCCAAUCCGGGGUAAUCACCACCACCACCACCACUUGCCUGCCUACAUACAUAACUACGAACUUAUGCACCACCGCCGCAAAACACCUUCAACUCUUUUUUUUCGUGCGCUUUCUUUGCUUUUUCUUAAAGCUCUUUCUAUGUACUAUGUACUUCUUUCCUUCCGCCGUCUGCUGGCCGCUACUAGAUAGAUCGGGUAGACUCGAUAGAUGGACUACGGUAGAUAUGUAGACUGGGUACAUAGAUAGGUGGUUAGGUGGUUAGGUGGUUAGGUGGUUAGGUGGUUAGGUGG
Tricharina praecox is the source of this 354-nucleotide messenger RNA. RefSeq lists its product as uncharacterized. The transcript has a single exon. The record is from RefSeq and is a predicted model, not a curated record. Lineage: Eukaryota; Fungi; Ascomycota; Pezizomycetes; Pezizales; Pyronemataceae. The coding region runs from base 48 to 293 and encodes 81 amino acids.